Molecule: messenger RNA, 483 nt
Organism: Monoraphidium neglectum
Lineage: Eukaryota; Viridiplantae; Chlorophyta; Chlorophyceae; Sphaeropleales; Selenastraceae
Product: PsbP domain-containing protein 5
Exons: 5
Coding region: 1-483 (160 amino acids)
Source: RefSeq, a predicted model, not a curated record
AUGAUUGCUGCCCCGCAUGCGGCGGAGUUUGUCACCGUCUCGCUGACCGUCGGCCCCGCGUCGGGCGUGCUCAAGGACGCGCCCCAGGAGCAGUGGAGGGCCAAGGACGUGGCCCUCACGGUUCUCAUUGACCGGUCGACCGCGCGGAAGACGACGGGGCAGCGCACCGCGCUGAAUGACGUGGAGCAGUCGCGGGUGGAGGAGCGCGGCGGGCAGAAGUACUACGUGUAUGAGCACAGGGCACAGGGCUCUGCCACCUCGUUCGACCGCAGCCCAGAGACCUUCCGGCACGCAGUGGCCGCGACCACCGUGCGGCCCGGCCUGGACGGCACCCCAUACCUCUACACCCUCAACCUCUCGUGCCCUGAGGGCCUCUGGGAGGACCUGUCCCCGCGGUUCCUGGACUCGAUCGAGUCCUUCCGCCUGCUGCCCACCACCAAUGCGUACAUCCCGCCGGACAAGGACCCCUGGCUGUUCUUCUGA